Drosophila takahashii is the source of this 2559-nucleotide messenger RNA. RefSeq names its product myosin-10. Lineage: Eukaryota; Metazoa; Arthropoda; Insecta; Diptera; Drosophilidae. The record is from RefSeq and is a predicted model, not a curated record.
CAAUGGAUUCACACUGCGAGGGUGCUGCAGCUCUGGCUGAUGACUCCGGCCACUUCAGCUGCACCAGCGACGAGGGAGGAGGCGAUCCUGGGUCGAAGCCCGAGCCGGAACGUGAGCAAUCGAUGUUUCUUGUGAGGCAGGAGCUCCUUCGGUCGCGCAGCGAGGUGGAAAGACUCUUGAAGUCGGAGCAGUGGUACAAGCAGGAGCUCAAGUCCCAGAAGCACAGCAGACUGGAGACCCUGGAACGGUUGUACGCCCAGGAGCGAAAGUAUCUGAUGGAGAACCAAAGGCUGCAGCAGGAGUCGCUGCGUUUGCACACAAAGUGUGCCACUCUGGAGAGGCAGCAGGAGCAGGGAUCUCCAGGGCCCGGCACAUCUCCAUUUAAGGCGGACUCGGAGUCCCCCGACUCAUCCUUUGAGGCCAAGCAACAGGAGGCUCGCCUCCGGGAUCAGCGCCAGUUGAUAGACGUCCUCCGAAAGCAGAAAAAGAUGCUCCUGGACGAUAUUCAGAGACUCAGCCUAGAGCACGACGAAAAGCUGUCGGAGCUGCAGCAAUCUUUGGCCGGGAUGGAACUGGAGAGCAAACACAUGACGGGAAAGUGCAAGCAACUACUCGACCUGAAGAGCCAAAUGGAGCACCAGCUGGAAAUCAGAAGCACUGCGCUGCGCAGUGUCACCGCCGAGCGGGAGCAGCUCCGCCAGGUCAUCGCCGAGCUGAACGAGACGCUGCAAACGCAGGAGCAACUGCUGGCGAUAAAGGAGCAGGAGUUCAUCGAUCUGAAACACUACUACCAGCAAAAGUUGACUCGGGAAAGCAGCAUGGAAAUCAUGCACUCGUAUAGCCUGAAAUUUCACGAAGAGAUUAACAGCAAGACGAGUGAGAUCGCCAGCCUGAAGAAUUCCCUCAACGAGCUUCAGUCGGAGUUGAUGAUGAUGUCCCAGUUAAAGGAACAAAGCGAAGAUCAGCAGCGACAGCUGGAGCAGUUACAGUUCACUUUGCAGGCUCAACUUUUGCAGGAGGAGCAGCUUCGCCAAAGCGAUGCUCUCAAGCUGGAGCAGGUGGAGAAUUUAACAGUUUCUUUGGCUGCUUUGCAAAAGGAAAAGGAAAGCCUAAAAGAAAAUUUGAAAGGUGCGCAAAAUACUCUAAAACAGUUGGAGCAGAAAGUAAACGCCCUUCAGGAACAGUAUGCCGAGAUGUGUUCCAAGUGCGAAGAGACCAAACUGCAGUUGGAACUGGAGAAAAUUGAGAUUGGGAAACUAAAGCAGGAAAGUUCCCUUAGGGAAAAUGAACUAAGGGAAAGACUCCAAGAUUAUGCAGCUCAGUGCGAUGAGCUUAGGAAAGCGUUGGUAAAAGCUGAAUGCCGAAUGAAUGAGCAAAACAAGAAUGCAGAGAUUUGGCAAGAGCAGCUGAAAACGAUCGAACGAUCAAGUCAAGACAAUAAACAGUGCCAAGCGACCCAAGCAGACCUUGAUAACCCGAUUCUAGUCCAACGCAUCGAGGAUCUGGAACUGCAACUUGCCGAUGUCAAGACCCAGAAAUUGCAAACAGUCUCCCUGCUGCAAAAAUUACUCCUGCAACAAGAUGCCAAGAUCAAGAGCACAAACGAAAUGGAAGCUGACUGGCUACAACUUCUAGAGGCCCUGCAAGCCACUCAACACUUAGAGAUAGAAAUGCGGACGGAGCUCCAGCAUAAGACUAUUGAGUUGGAGCAACUAAACGAACUGUUUGCAGGACAAAAUGAUGAACUGCAGAAGCUGCAGAAAUUGAGCGUGGCCAAGGACGAGGAGAAUCGACUGGAGUUACAGUUGCUGAAGGAAACAUUCCAAGAGAAUCUGGAGAUUCACUCCGCCGAUUCGAUAAACUUACAGCGGCUACAAAGCCAGGUAAAAUCGUUGCUCGAGGAACGGGAAGCAAGUGCUCGAGAUGAACGCAAGGCAGUGGAGUGCUUGCGAUCCCUCGGUCAAGUUCUGGAAAUGGAAACGGGUAGGCGGCUGCCACACAUCAAAAGCUGGCCUCAGUUGGCCAAACUUUUGCGAAAGGAACUGCGAAUCGGGAGAGUGAAUAACCGAAAGGCUGAAGAGUUGCCUGGGCUCAAAAUAAAGCUGGCUGAGAUUAGCGGAAGGCAUAAGCAAGCUUUGUCAAAAAUUAAGUAUCUAGAGCAAACUUUGGCAGCUGAGCGAGCGCGUUUUGAGGCCUCAGACUCGGGAAAAUCCACGGCCAGCUCCACACCCCUGGAACCAGCCCAUGAGGUGGCUAAUCUAAUUGAUGACUACAAGAAGCUCGUCCAACAAACCGCCAAUGAGACAUGUCGCCCACGCAAUAGUUUCAUUUUAGAGCUGAUCGAGCGCAGUCAGCAGUGCCAACCGAAUUUGUGCCGAUUGAGUGAGGGUGUUACCGCCUGUCAGACUGAUAUGGAGGAGCUAAGCAGGCUGCUCAGUGCUGGUCGGGACCAGAGAAGAGCUGAGGUCAUGCCUUCCCUAAUGGAGGAACUUCGAGCGGUGGCAGAGCACUCUUAGACUAGCCUAUUGUAAUAUUUACAAACCUAAUUGAAGUACUUAA